UUUCAGGCGAUGCUGCCAGCGUGACGUAUAAUCUAGUGGACGGUUCUUCAGAAAUAGCUCGUCAACAACCUCGGUAGCUUGAUAGCCAACAUAGCCGAAAGAUUCAAGCUAUUUAUACGCUUUCGGUGUAUAUUAGCUACUGUGUUUUAGACACAGUUCUGUCGUAUCUAAUUGUUAACCUAUUUAAUUUAAUAUUAACGUUACAUUAUUUUGUAUUAGUCAGCUAUAGUAGCUGGCUGGUUAAGUUAGCAUUAGCCUAGUCGUUAAUGAUAUCUAGCUAGCUAACAUCCCCGAACAUGAGCUCCCUAAACAUCUCCCCUCCUGUUAAAGAAGAGGAGGUCUGCUGGACGGAGAAAGAAGCUCUGGGGCUGAACAUUGUCGUGAAAGAGGAGAAGGAAGAAGAGGAUGUCACAGUAAAACAAGAAGUAGAGGGUGAGGCUGUUACUGUGAAAAAAGAAGAGAAAGACGUUACAGUGAAAGAAGAGGAAGAGAAAGAGGAGGAUGUAGUUUUUGGAGUGAAGAUGGAAGGGGAGAUUACUGUCACAUUGAAAGAUGAAGAGGUGGAGAUAGGAGAUCUGAUUAACACCAGAAAGAGACGGGACUACCGUGGGUCAUCUGGGAAGCCUCAACAACCUCAUGAUGCUGACGAGGCAGAGAAGAGUCUCUACAGAUCAGAACACGUCAAGAAACACCAGCGGAGAUCCACAGGGAAGGGAACUCACUGCUGCUCUGACUGUGGGAAGAGAUUCACCUCAUCAGGCAUUAAAAUUCAUCAGAGAAUCCACACAGGAGAGAAACCUUACGGCUGUGAUCAAUGUGGGAAGAGUUUUGUUCAAUACAGCCAUCUGAAGAUACACCAGAGAACACACACAGGAGAGAAACCUUUUAGCUGUACUGAAUGUGGUAAGAGUUUUAGUCAUUCAACCAGCCUGAUACCACACCAGAGAACACACACAGGAGAUAAUCCUUAUAGCUGUGAUCAAUGUGGGAAGAGUUUUACUCAACUAAGCAUCCUGAUAUCACACCAGAGAACACACACAGGUGAGAAAUCUUACAGCUGUGAUGAAUGUGGGAAGAUUUUUACUACAUCUAGAAAUCUGACUCUACACCAGAGCAUACACACAAGAGAGAAAUCUUUUAGCUGUACUCAAUGUGGGAAGAGUUUUCUUCAAUAUAGCCAUCUGAAGAUACACCAGAGAACACACACAGGAGAGAAACCUUUUAGCUGUACUGAAUGUGGGAAGAGUUUUAGUCAUUCAACCAGCCUUAUAUCACACCAGAGAACACACACAGGAGAAAAACCUUAUAGCUGUGAUCAAUGUGGGAAGAGAUUUACUCAGCUAAGCAUCCUGAUAUCACACCAGAGAACACACACAGGCGAGAGACCUUAUAGCUGUUCUCAAUGUGGGAAGAGUUUUACUCAGCUAAGCAACCUGAUUUCACACCAGAGAACACACACAGGAGAGAAACCGUUUAGCUGUGAUGAAUGUGGGAAGAUUUUUACUACAUUUAGAAAUCUGACUCGACACCAGAGAAUACACACAGGAGAGAAACCUUUUAGCUGUACUCACUGUGGGAAGAGUUUUACUCAGCAAAGCAACCUGAUAUCACACCAGAGAACACACACAGGAGAGAAACCCUAUAGCUGUGAUCAAUGUGGGAAGAGUUUUACUCAGCUAAGCAACCUGAUAUCACACCAGAGAACACACACAGGAGAGAAACCCUAUAGCUGUGGUCAAUGUGGGAAGAGUUUUGCUACAUCUGGGCAGCUGACUAUACACCAGAGAACACACACAGGAGAGACAUCCUGUAGCUGAAGUCCAUGUUGGAAAAGUUUUACUCAGUCCAACAGCCUGGUACAACACCAGAGAACACACAUGAUAUCAAUGAAUUACUGUCAAUGUUUUAACAUUGUACUAGGAGUAUUUUAAUCAUGUCACAAUGUAGAAGCCUAAAUGUUUGCCCCCUUAUCAAUUGAUAUCAACAUGAUAUGGAUAUUAGCUUUCGGGGGGAAAAUCCAGGCUCUGAAUUGAAAGUUGUGUUACACUUACCACGUUGGUGACCCACUGCAGUUUAUAAGGAGCUUGUUUAAAAAAUACAGAUGUGGCAGAUGUUUGUGUAUAUAGCACAUGUUAUGUUUAGGUUUUCAAUUUAUCCCAAACUGUUUCUGUGUAUUGGUUAUUGAUUUGGACACGUUAACACUGGUUUGACAUCGUGCUUUCCCACCGAGCAAAAUGUCAUUGAAAAGAAGACUAUGCCCGACGUCCAAUAUACGUUCGGUUGAAAAUAUGUAUUUUGGGGUAAUUUUUUUCAAUGACUUGAAAAUAACUUAAUUUCAACUUACUUGCAGGUAUCCUAGUGGUUAGAGCGUUGGGCUGUCAUUGUAAGCCAGAAUUUGUUCUUAACUGACUUAUUUACAAUGACGGCCUACCAGGGAGCAGUGGGUUAACUGCCUUGUUUAUGUGCAGAAUGACAGCUUUUUACCUUGUCAGCUCGGGAUCCAGUCCAGCAACCUUUCGGUUCCUGUUAAAUGAAGGUUAAAAUAAAUAAAUAAAUACACAUGGACACAGUAUAAUAAAUUGGUCUAUAAUAAAUGUUAUUAACCAUCUUUCUUGACAACA
Messenger RNA from Oncorhynchus kisutch (coho salmon), 2621 nucleotides. RefSeq names its product zinc finger protein OZF-like. The record is from RefSeq and is a predicted model, not a curated record. Gene Ontology annotation, cellular component: nucleus. Gene Ontology annotation, molecular function: DNA-binding transcription factor activity, RNA polymerase II-specific; RNA polymerase II transcription regulatory region sequence-specific DNA binding. Gene Ontology annotation, biological process: regulation of transcription by RNA polymerase II. The transcript is spliced from 2 exons. Lineage: Eukaryota; Metazoa; Chordata; Actinopteri; Salmoniformes; Salmonidae. The coding region runs from base 297 to 1817 and encodes 506 amino acids.